This is a messenger RNA of Physeter macrocephalus (sperm whale), 5529 nucleotides long. It is a transcript of the gene SLC38A4, whose product is annotated as solute carrier family 38 member 4. The record is from RefSeq and is a predicted model, not a curated record. The transcript has 24 exons. Gene Ontology annotation, cellular component: plasma membrane. Lineage: Eukaryota; Metazoa; Chordata; Mammalia; Artiodactyla; Physeteridae. Gene Ontology annotation, biological process: amino acid transmembrane transport. The coding region runs from base 996 to 3398 and encodes 800 amino acids. Gene Ontology annotation, molecular function: L-amino acid transmembrane transporter activity.
GGUUGAAACUUAGAUUCUAAUUUUAAAAAUAAUCUUCAAAUAUCUAGGAAUGUGGGACUUCCCUGGUGGUCCAGUGUUUAGGACUCUGCACUUCCACCGCAGGGGGCACAGGUUCGAUCCCUGGUUGGGGAACUAAGACCCCACAUGCCACACAGUGUGGCCAAAAAAAAAAAAAAAAAAAAAUCUAAGAAUAACUCGAGUCAAGAUUUCUAUAGCUAAAAAUUCAACUCCUGUAAGUCUUGUAAUUAACUCCUUAACUCCUUAUAUAUUUUACAUCAUUUAAAGCAAAAUACCUCAUGAACCUGAAUUUUUCUGUUCUUAGCCAAAUUAUAAUACAACAAACCUGGUAGCCCAAACACAGAGCAGAGGCCCCAGCCCACUUAAACACGCCAAGGACGCAAUGCACUCAAGAAUUGCCUCGUGCUACCCUGGUGGUUAUUACUGUUUGCAGUAACCUUAAUUAUCACCAUUCCUAACAAAGCACAUUUUCUUCACAUAGCUGAAACUGUGAGCUCUAUGUGGCAUUGCUGGGCUGGUCUUUUUUAUGAACUCAUUUGAACUGAACAGAACAAAGAAAAGACAUGGCCCCCUGACCCCCUGUGAUCCCACCAGUGACCUCUCCAGUUGUGUUUCUCAGCAUUCCAGGAAGAACAGGCAGCUAGGAGCAGUUUCUUACCUCCUUGCCUCUUCUCAUGCUGCCCCUCUGCCUGCAGUCUGCGCCCCAUGCCAUUGUUCCUGGCCAGCUCCUGUCUAUUCUUUCAGUCUGAGCCUAGCUGUCGCCUUCUCCGAAGCCUGGAAUGAACUUGUGAUACCCUUUUCUCUGCAUCAUUUCCAUGUGGGAUCAAGAAAUGAAAUGGACCAGAAAGAUUUGAGUUGCUUGAAAGAACAGAGUGUUCUGAACAUAACUCCAAGUAGAAGAGCCUCAAGCUGAAGGUACAGUAUCUUGUUUACACUGAAGGAGCUUGUGUGUGGACAAGAAAGCGCUGACAGCUCAAAUGGAUCCCAUGGAACUGAGCAAUGUCAACAUCGAACCUGAUGAUGAGAGCAUCAGUGGAGAAAGUAUUCAAGAUAGCUACACCGGGAUGGGAAACUUAGAAAAGGCAGCAAUGAGCAGUCAAUUUACUAAUGAAGAUGCUGAAAGUCAGAAAUUUCUGACAAAUGGAUUUUUGGGGAAAAAGAAGCUGGCAGAUUAUGACGAUGAACAUCAUCCUGGAACCACCUCCUUUGGAAUGUCUUCAUUCAAUCUGAGUAAUGCCAUCAUGGGCAGCGGAAUCCUGGGCCUGUCCUAUGCCAUGGCCAACACAGGGAUCAUCCUUUUUAUAAUCAUGCUGCUUGCCGUGGCAAUCCUAUCUCUCUAUUCAGUUCAUCUUUUAUUAAAGACUGCCAAGGAAGGAGGAUCUUUAAUUUAUGAAAAACUAGGUGAAAAGGCAUUUGGAUGGCCUGGGAAAAUUGGAGCUUUUAUUUCCAUUACAAUGCAGAACAUUGGAGCCAUGUCAAGCUACCUCUUCAUCAUUAAAUACGAACUACCUGAAGUAAUCAGAGCGUUCAUGGGACUUGAAGAAAAUACUGGAGAAUGGUAUGUCAACGGCAACUACCUCGUCAUAUUUGUGUCAGUUGGAAUCAUUCUUCCACUUUCUCUUCUUAAAAAUUUAGGUUACCUUGGUUAUACCAGCGGCUUUUCUCUUACCUGCAUGGUGUUUUUUGUCAGCGUGGUGAUUUACAAGAAAUUCCAAAUACCCUGCCCUCUGCCUGUUCUGGAUCACAAUGUUGGGAAUCUGACAUUCAACAAUACAGUUCCAAUGCACGUGAUGAUGUUACCCAACAACUCUGAGAGUAGCGGUGUAAACUUCAUGAUGGAUUACACCCACCAGAAUCCUGCAGGGCUAGAUGAGAACCAGGCCAAGGGCUCUAUUCAUGGCAGUGGAGUAGAGUAUGAAGCACACAGUGAUGACAAGUGUCAGCCCAAAUACUUUGUAUUCAACUCCCGGACGGCCUACGCAAUUCCCAUCCUAGCAUUUGCUUUUGUAUGCCACCCUGAGGUCCUUCCCAUCUACAGUGAACUUAAAGAUCGGUCCCGGAGGAAGAUGCAAACAGUGUCAAAUGUUUCCAUCACGGGGAUGCUUGUCAUGUACCUGCUUGCUGCCCUCUUUGGUUACCUAACCUUUUAUGGAGACGUUGAAGAUGAAUUGCUUCAUGCUUACAGCAAAGUGUACACAUUUGACACCCCUCUCCUCAUGGUGCGCCUGGCCGUCCUUGUGGCAGUAACACUAACCGUGCCCAUAGUGCUGUUCCCUGUGGUCACAAAGCACCGAGCUGAUCUCCCUGUGCUAUGCAGCUAUGUCAACGGCAACUACCUCGUCAUAUUUGUGUCAGUUGGAAUCAUUCUUCCACUUUCUCUUCUUAAAAAUUUAGGUUACCUUGGUUAUACCAGCGGCUUUUCUCUUACCUGCAUGGUGUUUUUUGUCAGCGUGGUGAUUUACAAGAAAUUCCAAAUACCCUGCCCUCUGCCUGUUCUGGAUCACAAUGUUGGGAAUCUGACAUUCAACAAUACAGUUCCAAUGCACGUGAUGAUGUUACCCAACAACUCUGAGAGUAGCGGUGUAAACUUCAUGAUGGAUUACACCCACCAGAAUCCUGCAGGGCUAGAUGAGAACCAGGCCAAGGGCUCUAUUCAUGGCAGUGGAGUAGAGUAUGAAGCACACAGUGAUGACAAGUGUCAGCCCAAAUACUUUGUAUUCAACUCCCGGACGGCCUACGCAAUUCCCAUCCUAGCAUUUGCUUUUGUAUGCCACCCUGAGGUCCUUCCCAUCUACAGUGAACUUAAAGAUCGGUCCCGGAGGAAGAUGCAAACAGUGUCAAAUGUUUCCAUCACGGGGAUGCUUGUCAUGUACCUGCUUGCUGCCCUCUUUGGUUACCUAACCUUUUAUGGAGACGUUGAAGAUGAAUUGCUUCAUGCUUACAGCAAAGUGUACACAUUUGACACCCCUCUCCUCAUGGUGCGCCUGGCCGUCCUUGUGGCAGUAACACUAACCGUGCCCAUAGUGCUGUUCCCUAUUCGUACAUCAGUGACCACACUGUUAUUUCCCAAAAGACCCUUCAGCUGGAUAAGACAUUUCCUGAUUGCAGCCAUACUUAUUGCACUUAAUAAUGUUUUGGUCAUCCUGGUGCCAACUAUAAAAUACAUCUUUGGAUUCAUAGGGGCUUCUUCUGCCACUAUGCUGAUUUUCAUUCUUCCAGCAGUUUUUUAUCUUAAACUUGUCAAGAAAGAACCUCUUAGGUCACCCCAAAAGGUCGGGGCUUUAAUUUUCCUUGUGGUUGGAAUCAUCUUUAUGAUUGGAAGCAUGGCACUCAUUAUAAUUGACUGGAUUUGCAAUCCCCCAAAUUCCAAGCAUCACUAACCCAAGGAAAAAUACUAUAUUUUCCUGUUGGAGAUAGUUGUCAAAUUAUGCUCCCAAAGACUUUUGAGUUAUCUCGAUUGGAAUGUUAUUCACAGGAAAUAACAGGAAGAUUCCAAAGAUGUUUACCAGCAAUACCACCAGGCACCUGCAGAAGAGGAAAUCAUCAUUUUCGUCACAAAUGGCUGUUUAUGUGUUUAAAAUCUGUGGUGCACAUUUCUACCCAGGUUUUACUAGAGCAGUGUGAGAUGAUGUAUUUUUGCUUCUGCACAAGCAGAAUAAGGGUAGCUGCAUGAUAAUACCCUCUUCCCUCUCCUCCCACCUUCUCCCCCCACAAAAGUACCAAAUUCCUGUAUUCUCAGAACAUCAAACAAAAAUGCCCUGGUGGCAAAGCUAUUACCAUUUAAUGCCUUCCCUCAGUCUUGCACCAAAUACUCUGGGUGUAUUUAAUAACAGAGGCAAAAGGCAUGUUUUAUGAACUGUCUCUGCACGGUACAUGAGACACCAGGCUAGAACAUCUUAUGGUCAACCCUAAAGGAAUAUUUUGCCCAUCCUGUUUGUGACACUGAAUUAGUGACUUCUUCAUUCAGUAGAUCUUUUGUAAAUGUUAAAACAUCUUACGAAACAUAGAGAGGGGCUUUAUUUAAAUUAUAGAGCAACAGCAAAACAAUGCUUAUAGCUAAACUGCGUGUUCUGGAAGCAUUUAUCAAUGUUAUUCCCAAUCCUCUUGUCAUAGUUUUGUCACUGAACAAUGCCCUCCCUCUCGUCUUCCAUUCUCAUUCAGAAUUUUUAGAAGACCACGAUUCACGUGGAGCUACACUACCCAGUAUUGUUUGAUACAUUUUUAUUUGAUAAACAUUCAGUGCAGGAAACUGUGAUUGCUAUAUGUUUAUGUAUAUAAUCUUAUUCUGUAGUCAUCAGAAUUUUAAUGUAUGGUACAUUUGAUUUUUAUUUUUUACAUGUGUAGUUUUCUCUCUUCACAGUCAAACAUUUAUAUUAUUGGGGGUGGGAAUAGGGAAUUAAUUUGAUGGGCUCAAAAAUCCAUGUGUAUGUAUCUGUUUAUUGGGGAUAUUUUAAAUUUGAAAUCUGAGUUAUAUAGUUCAGUAAUGCUCUUCUUCAAUGUUUACAAUAUUAUCGUAAUCAUCUAGAAGAAAAUAAGUUCCCUAUUUGCAAAUAAUUAUCAAUACUAAGGUUGUUCUUUUAAUUUAGCAGGUCUCAAAUAGCAUUUCAUUCAUUUUAGCUUGCACAGGUAUUUGCUGACAUUCAUUUUCUAUUUAAGACAAUGUUGAGCCAUUUUCGAUAAAAAUAAAAAUGCUAACACUACAAAGAGAUGCAAAUGAUUAUUCUUGCUCACUUCUACAACAUAGUUUCAUGAAAUGGAUUUAAAAUUUAAUAUUCAUUGCCUAGAAUUUCUGGAGUUUGCUCCUUUUUUUUUUCUCAAUCAGUAUCAAGCACAUUUAUUGUAUAUGUUAGUACAGCCAAGUAUGAAAUAUAGGUAUAUAUAAGUAUGAUAAAAUUAAAUCAUAUUUCAAUAGUUUUUGCUGGAAUGUGCCUUAAGUAAAUAUAUAUUUGUUUUCUGUAUUAUUUUCUAGAGUCAUAAUACUGUAAAAUGGUGCACUUUGUUAAGGAAAUUGAGCAUUACUAGAAACUAUCAUAACUUCUGACUUACUAUUACUGGAAAAAGUUUGCCAAAUAGCAUUUUUAAGAUAUAUUUCUAUUUUCAUUCAUCUAAAGAGUGUAUCAAAAUAGAAAGUGAAAAAAGGUACCUUCUGAGUGUUAAAAAAAUGUUUGGUCUGAAUGUAUUUAAAUGUAAAUAACAAAGAUUGAUUCAAAAAAUUGAAAAACUGUAAAAUCUGUAUAUAUUUUGAAUGCUUUACAUUUGAAAUGACUGACUUGAAAAUAUCAACAUGUGUAAUUAUAUAAUAUUCAAGAGCAAUACUACAGUGCCAAAUAAUAAAGCACCAUUUUUUUCUCAUGGCCUUUUUCAGGAUCAUAGAUCUCAUAUACUGCAGGGCAGACAUACAUAUGGCAUCUUGUACUGGUUAAUUUAGCCCCAUUUAUAAACAGAUGAAAACUUUAUUUUCUUAUUUCAUUUAUAAGAUGGUUCAAUGUAUUGGGAGGCUUUUUUAUUACA